CUUGGUUUGAUCAUUUAGAUGAUAAAAAAGAUAGUCAGACAUGAGGCAAAACUUGCUUUGGCCUAUCUCUCGUCCCAGUUUCCCGUUCUUGUUCGCUCACGGGUGGUAGCACAAUUGAGUGAAAAACUAACGAAUAACGAUGAUUCAAAUUUAAUGGAAACAGAAAAAGAAUCUAGCAAUACCCCUGAACGUCAUCAUAUUAACCACGAGUACCUAGUUACCACGUUAGCCACCUUGUGUACCUCACAGGAGAAUGUGGAAUAUAUUGUACCAUGUUUGGUUGAGAACCUCAUGAUGCUUUGUCAAAAUAUUAGUAAUACAAAUCGAGAGAGGGAUAUGUUUGUGUGGAUUGUUUUGCAGAAUAUAUUUGAAGGCUGUUAUACCUCGUUUAGACAGCUGGUUCUCGUUUGUUUUCCUAAGUACAGAGUCCACUCACAGGAAACAAAUAUUGAAUCAUCGAAAUGUUUAGCUGGUCUUAUCAACAGAAUACCUGAUGAUGUUAAAGUCGAAGAGGAGAUAAAAAAAUGUCUUGAAAAGUUGGAUCCAUUGUUGCAACAAGUUACUGAUGAGGACCGGAAAUGGCGCGCGACAAUUGUCUUAAUAUGGGUAACAAAAGCUGUGUUGAUACGAGGCCACAAUCUUGGAUUGAAACUACUUGAGAAGUUGUUAGGUUUAUUUUGUGACCCAGCUAUAAACCAAUGUGCCGCUGAUGGUUUUUAUAUUAUCAUGUCCACCCCUGAAGAUGUUAUGAACAAUUCAUAUAGUGCGAAUAUUAAGCUCAUGUACAAACAACGAGUGUUUAUCCAAGUCUCGCCAAUGCUGACGAAACUCUUUCACUCCAGUUCAAACGAAACAAAGCAUCUUUAUCUCUGUGCACUUUCACAUAUCUUACAUUGGCUGCCCAAACAAGUUCUUCUUAGUGAAAUACCAACAUUGCUGCCACUGCUUGUUCAGUCAUUAUCCUGCGAAGAAUCAAAUCUUCAACUCUCAACUUUAGAGACAUUCUACUCGUUAACUCAUGACGUGCCCAAGAUUAUCUCGCAAUAUGUUACGUCACUCGUACCCAGGUACAUACACCUGGCACAGAAUGCGACGUCUCUGAAAAUACGAUGUAUGUCUCUGAAAUGUCUCGGAGUUGUGUCUGUUUUACCUCAUCAUGAAGUUUACCCUUAUAAAAAGAAAGUGAUAAAAGCCUUAGCAAUGUGCUUAGAUGAUCAUAAAAGACUGGUGAGAAAGGAAGCUGUUCUCUGCCGAAAUGAAUGGUUCCUGCUUGGCUUGGCUGCAGAAUAGUGUCCUGCAAGGCGGUGAGAAGAUGUAACUUGUAAGGCAGGCAAUAAGACGUAGGAUACGCUGGAAAGGAAUCACCUCAAACCACCACUUGUGCGUGGUUUAAACCUAAAACCUUUAACCAAACAGGGGCAAUUCAUAUGGUGAAUUAUAGUCAUGGUUUUAAACUAACACACUCCCUUGUUUCUCGUCUCGACGAGAGGACAGCUGAACUGCUUUAUGGCUUGAUUUUAAAAGGUACAAAUCAACGUUCGUAUUGGUAGAUGAACUUGCUGAUCUGUAACAUUGACCUCUGAACUAUCUUGGCUUGAUGUGUUGUGAUUUAAACCUUACUUAAUUUAGGGAACGUUACCCAUACACACAGACGAUUACUGUAUCACUCAAUUAUUUCGUGUAUUUGCGUGUGCGUCCCGCGUGACGUACCCAGGAAAUAAAUAAAGUAAUCAUCAUUGUAAACACAGCGACGUAAGUUAAAAUGCAAAUAGAAAUCAUAGUAAAUAUGUACAAAUUUGAAAGAUUUCUAUUUUUUUAUUUUGUGAUUUUUCUUGGAGAGGUGACAAAUCUAAUUGGACAAAAUGUAUACUCUGUUCCUGAUGUGAUGAUGUUUGAAAGCAAUGAUUUGAUCUAUUUUCAUGUCAUUCAACCAAAGAAAGUUAGUUAU
Messenger RNA from Dendronephthya gigantea, 1948 nucleotides. Its product is annotated as MMS19 nucleotide excision repair protein homolog. The transcript has 15 exons. The record is from RefSeq and is a predicted model, not a curated record. Gene Ontology annotation, cellular component: cytosolic [4Fe-4S] assembly targeting complex. Gene Ontology annotation, biological process: iron-sulfur cluster assembly. The coding region runs from base 19 to 1290 and encodes 423 amino acids. Lineage: Eukaryota; Metazoa; Cnidaria; Anthozoa; Malacalcyonacea; Nephtheidae.